This is a messenger RNA of Ipomoea nil (Japanese morning glory), 2336 nucleotides long. RefSeq names its product DEAD-box ATP-dependent RNA helicase 38-like. Gene Ontology annotation, biological process: poly(A)+ mRNA export from nucleus. The record is from RefSeq and is a predicted model, not a curated record. The transcript has 9 exons. Bases 21 to 2039 code for a protein of 672 amino acids. NCBI's taxonomy places the organism in Eukaryota, Viridiplantae, Streptophyta, Magnoliopsida, Solanales, Convolvulaceae. Gene Ontology annotation, molecular function: ATP binding; RNA helicase activity; RNA binding. Gene Ontology annotation, cellular component: nucleus; cytoplasmic stress granule.
GGAGACUAUCUCGAGUUCCAAUGGCCGACAACAGUACUUGCGCCGCCGCCGCCGCCUUGGCGAUGGAGGAUGAGACGAAACCUCAGCUGAGUAAGUGUUUGGCCGACGUAGCAGACGAGACGGAGGAAGCGGAGGCAUCAUCGACCUCCAGUAUGGACUCUCUAGCCAUGGAUGAGUCCAAAAGUGUCUACAAAACCCUCUCUGACCCUGACGACGCCAGUAUCGAAGCUGUUACAUCUGGCGAUACUUUGUAUAAAUCCGCCAAAAGGUUCGAAGACUUGAACUUGACUCCGGAGUUGCUGAAGGGAUUAUAUGUGGAGAUGAAGUUUGAGAGGCUGAGUAAAAUUCAGGGAAUCUGUCUGCCUAUGAUACUCACUCCGCCGAACAAGAAUCUUAUUGCCCAGGCUCACAAUGGAUCCGGUAAGACGACGUGCUUUGUGCUUGGAAUGUUGAGCCGAGUUGAUCCCAAGCUCGCUGCCCCUCAGGCUCUCUGUAUUUGUCCCACUAGAGAACGUGCCAUUCAGAAUAUAGAAGUUAUGUUGAAGAUGGGGAAGUAUACUGGUAUAACAUCAGAAUUGGCAAUACCAGCAGAUCCUGCCAACUAUAUUCCAAUAAAUAAACGACCUCCUGUUACAGCUCAAGUUAUAAUUGGUACCCCUGGAACCAUACAUAAGUGGGUCGUAGCAAAGAAGCUGGGCACAAGUUGUAUGAAGAUUCUUGUGUUUGAUGAGGCAGACAACAUGUUAGCAGAGAGUGGCUUUCAGGAUGACUCCAUAAAAAUAAUGAAGGCUAUUGUCAGAGGCAAAGCCAAUUGCCAGGUGCUCCUGUUUUCCGCAACCUUAAAUGGAACUGUCGAGGGUUUUGUGCCGAAAAUUGUUAAAGACCUCUUUGUAAAAGAUUACAAUCAUCUUGUUGUAAAGAAGGAAGAACUUUCACUGGAGUCUGUGAAGCAGAAUAAGGGACAAUGCCCUGAUGAACUUUCAGAGGUCAUGGUGAUUAAGGAUAAAAUACUUGAAUUGGCGCGAAAGGUUUCAACAAUUCAAGGUGCUCUGAAGCAAGAAGACAGAGAUAAAAUUAUCAACGAGUUGAAGGAAGAUCUUACACAAGUUCUUAUAUCAACGGAUCUUCUUGCUCGGGGAUGUGACCAAUCACAUGUCAAUUUGGUUAAUUGUGAUCUUCCUGUGCAAUAUGGCCAUUGGACUGGCAGAGCAGGACCUUUUGGCUGCAAAGAUAUGGCGGAGUCCCAUGAGUCACGUGCAGACCUCGUUCGUCGCUUGAAUGGUCGCGAUGCUGCCAAGAGACAAAUGAUGGGCGAGAGUAGCCUAGCUCCUCCAGCAACUCAGGUUCCUUCCUUGCGCAACCAGGAUACGAGCUCGAGCUUGACUCUUUCCACGACUCACUCGGUUGACCCUAUGAUUUAUGCUCCAGUACCCCCCAUGCGAGAGGCCCUCGUUCGCUAUGUUGCCAAUGAUGAGGUUUUGGGGUUCAUUCAGGCCCGUUUGGCGAUUGAGAUGAGAGCUCGCCUGGAAGUGGAGUCCAAGCUAAAGGAGUUGAAGGUGAAACUUAUGGAUUUAGAGGACAAGUGUGCCUGGUUAGUUGCUUGGCGUGUCCGGAAACAAAAGGCACAUAAGGAGGCCCUUACCACGAUGUUGUCGCGCUACCGGAGCUCCAAGGCCUUCAGGGAGGAUGUGAAGACUUACAUCACUAAACAUGUGAAUGAGGUCUUCGAGAAUUUGAUGAGCAUCACAGCUGGGAGGGAGCUUGUAACCAUGGAGGGGAUGAUGAUGCAUGAUGUGGGGGAGUAUACUAUGCAACAAAGGAUCUACUCGGUUCUUCGCCAGAGGGAUGAGACCUUCGACCCCAAGGCAUGGGGUCUCCCUGCCGAGUUUGCAAACCCCGAGUUUCCUAUCGAGCUCAUUGACGCAAUUGAUGCCAGGACUUGUUCGACCUCACCUUGCACUCGGCCACCGGUCAUCCUCUCUUCGCAGACUUGCUUUGCAACCUUUAACACGGCUCCCGAAUCGACCCCUUUGGACUAGAUCCAUAUCCUGGACACCAUAGAUGACCUCGCUCAGGCGACCGGGGAGGGGAGAGAUGCAGGCUCACCCGCGAGACUUAGUAGCUUUUAGUUUUUCCUUGCUUCCUUUUGAUUGUGCACGCUGAACACAUUGUGUUUGUUACUUAUCAUGUUUUGCUUCCUUUUGAUUGUGCACGCUGAACACAUUGUGUUUGUUACUUAUCAUGUUGCACAAACUAUUUCUUCCAUGUACGAAUUACUUUUUUUGGUCCAUGACAUUGAUGGUUUAUUUAUGGUUUACUUCCUUGAGUUUUUUAUA